AUGUCUUAUGCCUCUGAUAUCAUGGAGGCCUCGGUCAACGAAAAUGCCGCCAGGCUAUCCGAAGUGAGUAGCUUCCCGUCACUACGGAAUUGGACCCUACCCAGGUUGAUGGCGGAGCUGUCCAGGAAGGGUAUCCCGUUUACAGCCUCGGCCAGAAAGGCAGAAUUAUACCGCCUACUCAUGUCCACUGCGAGUCUGCAGCGUCAGGAGGAAGUCUCGAUGGCCACAGUCCAGACCUCGCUCGCUCAGAUUCACCUCAUGCUCAACAAUCUUACGUCAUCAGUCACGGACAUUCAAUCCAGACUGGACACGGUCGAGUCCCGGGGUGCUGUUCUCACUCCUCCGGCUCCAGAACUGGCCAUCCCGUCCACGUCCGCUGCGGGGGGUACCGGUACGACUGUCUCUGUUCCUAAUAUCACUCUGGCUUACUUCAUACCGGCCAACACCAAGAAAGAUAUUCUUGAAGGCAGGGACGUCAACUUGGCUUCCCUGUUGAUUGCUACUCGGGAUUUCUCAGACAGCAAAGUCAUCGCGUGCGGUGAUGUCUCAUUUAUUUACAGGUUUCUAACUAUAGAUAAGUUGGAGAAGUACAAACCACCCUUGCCCAAGUGGAAUCUCCAGCCUAUUAAAACCCGAAACACCAAAUUUCUACAGUUGAUUGACUGGCCUGGACCACCAUCCAUGGUGAGCCACAUUAAAUUUUCAACGAGCUCCAUGAAAUGUUAUUUCAAGCUGAUAAAUCCUCGAAGUACAUACAGAGUUGGUGAAAAGGUGGAAGUGCUCAUCACAGCUCGUGAUUACAAUGGUCAGCCAAAAGGUUAUGGUGGAGACUUCUUCCAGGCCAAGCUCCAUUCCCCAAAGCUUAAGGCUGGGGUGACCGGAGAAGUUAAGGAUCAAGGUAAUGGAAGUUACUUAGCUACCUUUCUCCUUCCAUGGCCUGGGGAGGCGCAAAUACACAUCAGGCUCAUUCAUUCCAGUGAAGCUGUGGAUGUUCUGAAGAAGAAGAGGGAGAGUCAACCUGGAAAGGUGUACUUCUUUGGAUUCUUCCAGUUUAACGACACCAGUGAGGUGAUGGAGUGUAACCUGGAGAUAUCUACCAAAAAUGUCUGCACAUAUAAAGAGCCUGUCACUGGAAAUACAUGGCAGUGUGUGCAUCCCCAGAACCUGACCUGCGAUACCUUGGUGUAUCACUCCAUGGGUGGCUACCGCAAAGUGACAAACUGGCUGGAGGACUCUUUACUGAAAGUGUCAAACAGGAAACUCUCUUGGUCCAUUCCUCCAAUUAACGUGACCUCAGAUAAAGGAUUUUCAGAACUCAUCUCCAAGCUCCCGAUCUGUAGACCUGGACAAGGAGCACAACAGCCUUCAGGCUUUUACUAUCAGGACAAGUGGACAUCACUAGUAUGCCGGGCUCAGCACUUCCUUCGCCCUUCAGAUGCUCUUGUUUGCCUCAAAGGGAAGGACAUUCAUAUGAUCGGAGACUCCACUCUGCGCCAGUGGUUUGAAUAUUUGGAAAGGUUCAUCCCAAGUCUCAAGAGGAUAGACUUGCAUGCUAACUACAAGUCAGGUCCUCUGAUAGCCGUAGAUGUUGGCGCUGGUCUGGUCAUGCGAUGGCGUGCUCAUGGAUUACCUUUAAGGACCGGCAAGACCAAAAUGUCCGACCUCCACUAUGAAGCAGCUCACUUGGCUGGUAUCGGUGGUGGGCCCCACACUGUGAUAGUGAUGACCCUAUGGGCCCACUUUACCACCUACCCUGUGAGGUUUUACAUUGAACGGUUGGAGGGAGUCCGUCAGGCAAUCUCAUCUCUUCUUUUUCGAAGCCCUGAGACGACGAUGAUCAUUAAAUCAGCCAAUACGGGUUAUAAGUCAAUAUUUGGCAGUGACUGGUUGUCUCUUCAGCUGGACAUUUUACUGAGGGAGACCUUCAAAGGAAUGCAAGUUAUAAUCCUGGAUGCCUGGGACAUGACAUCCUGCCACUAUCUUCCUGACAAUAUCCACCCAGGUCCUCCAGUCAUAAAGAACGAGGUGGACCUUAUGUUGUCUCAUAUAUGUCCAAAAUGAAAGAUAAGAGACAUGUGAACCUUAAACAGGUUUUCUGAUUUGACAUGACUAAAGCUUAAAACCUAUGGACUCCUACGGGGGCAUUUUUUUAUGAUUGCAUUUUAAUCAUUUGGGGCUGAAAAUCAUUUUUUCCAUUGGUCUUUAUUAAAAAUGUUCAGCCGUUUCUGAGUUACAAGGGUUACAAAAUCAGUCUGUUUGCACUAAACACAUAGACGCUAAUUUCAGCCAUAUUCUUAUUGAGCUAUAAUGAGUGUUUAUAAGGUCAGAAGAUCAGAGAUAAGAGCUCCACAUGAGCCGACAACUGACGGGAUUCCAAGAAAAAAGAACGUGACAGCUUGUAAACAGACAGAUUUUUUUAACCCUUGUAACUCAGAAAUGGCUGAGCAUUUUUAGUAAAGACCAA
Messenger RNA from Bufo bufo (common toad), 2464 nucleotides. Its product is annotated as NXPE family member 3-like. NCBI's taxonomy places the organism in Eukaryota, Metazoa, Chordata, Amphibia, Anura, Bufonidae. The transcript has 6 exons. The record is from RefSeq and is a predicted model, not a curated record. The coding region runs from base 1 to 2061 and encodes 686 amino acids.